AUGAAGUAUUUGUUGGUAGCGGUGGAUUACUUCAACAAGUGGGUGGAGGCUGAAUCUUUGGCUAAAAUUUCCGCUGCACAUGUUCAAAAGUUUGUUUGGAAGUUAAUUUGCAGGUUCGGUUUGCCCAAACUAAUUGUCACCGACAACAAUCGGCAAUUUGUAGACAAGAAGCUCGUCGCUUUUUACAAGGAGCUAGGGAUUAUGCCUGUCACAAGUUUAGUGGAACAUCCGCAGACGAAAGAGCAAGCUGAGGCAAUGAAUAAGAUCAUUGUCCAAGAAUUGAAGAAAAGGUUGGGAGAGGCAAAAGGUGCAUGGGUGGAUGAGCUUCAACAGGUGCUUUGGAGGUAUGUUGUUCCCCGCACGGUGCGACGGGAGAGGUGUGUUCGGGGAGAAGUCAGGAAAAUGACUUCAGAAAACCCCACCCAACGCAGAAGUCAAGAAAAUGACUCCUCCCUCAGGACGAUCUGGGGAGGUGUGUUCGGGGAGAAGUUAGGAAACUGA
Messenger RNA from Vigna radiata var. radiata (mung bean), 501 nucleotides. RefSeq lists its product as uncharacterized. Gene Ontology annotation, biological process: DNA integration. Gene Ontology annotation, molecular function: nucleic acid binding. The transcript has a single exon. The record is from RefSeq and is a predicted model, not a curated record. Lineage: Eukaryota; Viridiplantae; Streptophyta; Magnoliopsida; Fabales; Fabaceae. The coding region runs from base 1 to 501 and encodes 166 amino acids.